CUCGCCCGCCACCAGCCCCUGCAGACGCCCGAGACGCAGCGAGGGAGGCGAGCGGCGGCCGCACGGGAGCCAUGACCGAGACCACCAAGACCCACGUCAUCCUGCUGGCCUGCGGCAGCUUCAACCCCAUCACGAAGGGCCACAUCCAGAUGUUCGAAAGAGCCAGAGAUUACCUUCACAAGACUGGACGGUUCAUCGUAAUUGGAGGAAUUGUCUCGCCUGUACAUGACUCCUAUGGCAAACCAGGCCUGGUCUCCAGCCGACACCGUCUGAUCAUGUGCCAACUGGCCGUCCAGUCCUCUGACUGGAUCAGGGUGGACCCAUGGGAGUGCUAUCAGGACACCUGGCAGACUACAUGCAGCGUGCUGGAACACCACCGUGAUCUGAUGAAGCGAGUGACUGGCUGUAUCCUCUCCAAUGUGAACACACCUUCCAUGACACCAGUGAUUGGACAGCCCCAGAAUGAGUCUCCACAGCCCAUCUAUCAGAACAGCAACAUUUCCAACAAGCCUACUGCAGCGAAGAUCUUGGGGAAAGUGGGAGAAAGCCUGAGCAGGAUUUGCUGUGUUCGCCCACCAAUGGAGCACUUCACAUUUGUGGAUGAAAAUGCCAACUUGGGGACAGUGAUGAGAUACGAGGAGAUUGAGCUGCGGAUCUUGCUGCUUUGUGGCAGUGACCUGCUCGAGUCCUUCUGUAUCCCAGGCCUCUGGAAUGAGUCUGACAUGGAGGUGAUAGUUGGGGAGUUUGGAAUCGUGGUGUUGCCACGGGAUGGUGUGGACCCCGAGCGGAUCAUGAACCACUCCUCAAUACUCCGCAAGUACAAAAACAACAUCCUGGUGGUGAAGGAUGACGUGAACCACCCAAUGUCAAUUGUCAGCUCGACCAAAAGCAGACUGGCCCUGCAGCAUGGGGACGGACACGUCGUGGAUUAUCUGAGUCAGCCUGUCAUCGACUAUAUCCUCAAGAGCCAGCUGUACAUCAAUGCCUCUGGGUAGAGCCCGAGGCUCCACAGUGAAGCAACCCCAUCGCUCCACUUCCCUACAGCUCUCCAUCACACUUCUCUCUUUCUCUGUGUCUGUCUGUCUCUCUCACGGCCUCCUGCGUGUGUCUGCCUGUCUCACUCACCGACUCCAACGCUCCAUAGUGCAGGAAUCUCCAGGGAACUGUGGCACACCCCAGCUGCACAGCUCAGCAAUCUUCUUUGGAGAACCUUUCCCCUUUGUACACAGGGGGUAGAGCAAAUAGAGAUAUAAUCAACUCAGUAUGCUUUCAGGAGGCGGCUCUAGUGCCCACCUUCCCAGCAUGCCCUAGGGAAGUGGCUCUGCUGUCUGCCUACUGAGCAUGCUCUGGGAGUAGGGGCUUGUUCUUUUGCAUUUUCUGGCACUUCAGCUAAAUAAAACUUGGUGGAUCUUUUUAAUAGUUUUAGCGUGAGCCCCUUUGGCCUCUCUCAGUACAAUGCACUAUUUCAGAACACCACGUGCUUGGCCCAACCUGCUUGGCUCAAAGCCCAGACUUAGCAUGGGCAGGGAGUCCUCAGGCCAGGGAUGGACCCAAUUACCUUUGAAGCUGAAAAAAAAAAUCUAAAUUGCAAUUGUGUUUCUGGAGCUAGGGUUCCCAAAGGGGAGCAGCAAACCUCAGCCUGGCAAUAAGCAUUCCUGCUGUAUGCAACUACUCAUUAGGAGUGGCCAUUAUCCUUCAAUGAUUCUCCACUACAAACAAACCUUUCCAGCUUCAGAACAUCCCUGCUGUGGGCUGGGCUAGGUUUGCACCAUGUUUUGAGUCCCAGGUGGAGGGCUGCUAGGGACAGAACCUGCAAAAGAACCUGUUGCAACAGACACAGCACUGUGGAAAGCCAAUAGCAGCCACAAACUGUGGGCCCUAUUUCUCUCCCCACCUCAAAGAUGAUCAUGAGUUUAUAGCGUUCUGUAAUAUUAGUCUUUGUAUUUGGGGGGCUCACAGGAUGAGGUACUUUGUAACCCUAGAAGUACAGUUUGACACUUGCCAACAGGCUGCUGUACUUAUUUCUGCUUACCAGGCAACACCUGCUGCUGUGCACCAAGUGGGGGGACACAUUUGUCACUGGGGGUUACAGUGUCAUUUCAGCAGUGGCUGAAUGAAGUCAGCAAGGGUGAGGAUUCAGUCGUAGCUAAUUAAUCCUGAGCUGAGCACGGCUCUCAGGAGAAUCCCAGGCCUUCAGGGCGCUCAUUUGAUUGAUAGGCACAAACUACUCCUCAGGAACCGACUUCCUUGCUUGUCUCUCCCUUCCUGCCUCCGGGAGAUAGCGUAGUCUCUAUUCCUGCUUGCAUCCUCCCCUUUCCUAUCCACCCUCCCUCCCCCCCGCCAUCUUCCUCUCUUCUAGGCCACAGGCUUUGAGCUGCCCCUGGGGAGCCUGUUCAACAUGUGACAUUCACUGGCUGCUUGAGUUGCUUGCCUCUCCAGUCUGCCUCCUUCAGGAGGACCUCCAGCUGGGUUUUCCUGUCUGGGACUGUGUUGAGUGCAGCACUUCUAGUUGAAGGCCAGCAAGGGAAUGAGUGCAAGAGGAAUGUGGGUUGGAAAGCACAGGGGGAGUUGACAUGAGAACAGGCCUCAUGCACCAGAAAGGCCAGCUUUAGACUUGUGGGGACUCAGCUCCUGUCUCCAUGACAGUACACCAUCCAGAACUAGUGCAGUAUUCAAGAGGAAGGGAAAGCCCAGCAUUAGAUUUCAUCUUUCUGCCCUUCAUUUUUUUCCAGUGUAGCCAUCAGUCUUUUUUUUGGGGGGGAGGGUUAGCUGUUUGUCUUUAACUCUCGGGCAUCUGCCAAUGCCCUACUGUUAUGUUGGUGUUGACAAAGCCUGUCCUAGCCCCAGUCUGUAACUAAACACUUCAUCCCAUUCCAGGCCAGGGGCUCUGAACCAUAGGAGGCUGCUGGAGCCCCAGCCAGAGACGCUGCUGCUCAUGUCCAGCUGAGGGCUGCAAGUCUCCCAUGCGAGGGGGAGGGGGAGCUAAAAGGGUUGCACUGAAGCACAAGCUUCAGGGGAAGCUCCAAAGAGACACUGCACUGGAUUUGGUGACCCACUGAAUAAGGCACCUUGUUGCUGUGGACUUGUAACAGCCAAUUGCAAAGGGAGAAGCCAGAGGCCAAGAAGGCCCCUUGUAAUAGCAGACGCAACUGGUGGCAACCCUGAUGACAGUGACGGAGCAGGCAUCAGAGGUAGGUAUGGUGAUGCCUGUGUCACAGAGGGAAAGUCUUGAGGCCUAGAAGUUAAGAUGACUGAUCUUCUGACCAAGGUCCAGAGUAAGUCAACGUCAGAGAUGGACUUAGAACCCAGAAAUCCCUCGACCUCUGCUUGGUGCCCACCGUGGUCCACUGGAUAAGGCGGUGGGAUGUCAGUGACGCUACCAGCAAUCUUCCCCCUGCCAGGAUCACCCCCGUCUGAAGCAGCCAGCUCAGAAAUUGUUACUGCUGCAAUGAAGUUGCCUGUGACCAGGAAGGGGGAAGGGUGUGUGGAGGAUGAACUGGCGUUUCCAGGCCAAACCCCUGGUCUGGUUUCUGUGUCUCCUGCUUACCACAUCUCAGAAACUAGAAGGGGCGAUGGGAGUGGGUGAGAGACGCCACACAUGGGGUCACCUCCUCUUCAGGGACUUCUCAAUCUGGAGUUCAUGCUGCUAGCUCUGCCCUAGUGCUGCCCCCAAGAGCAUGGGAAGGACCUGGAGACCCCCUGCUCUGACACAGAGCAGGUGUAUAUAAGGGGCACAGUCAUUUUGUGGGGAGGGAGCAGCAAUUUCUUUGUCUGAUGCCUGAUGUACAUAGCCAGUAGCUAAACUCCUCUAGACAAAUAGCUCUUCCUGUUCUGUGGGUGUCAAGCUUUUCAUGAGCUCUCUCUGUUUCACAUGCGAGUUAUUUCAGAGAAUAGCAAUGGCUCCUUGCCGGAACCCACCAUACUUCUCAACUCCAAGCUGGGCACAGCUGGAGGAGAAAUAGCAAUCACUGAAUAGAACAAGCCACCAACACACACAGAGGGACUGAACCCAGAGAGGAGUGCAUCAGCCCUGAAGUGGGAGGAAGGAAUGGAUUGUAACUAGUAAGUAGUAAGGCAGGAAUACCAGGUGUUGGAAAACCCUCCCUCAGGCAAACGAAGCGUGCAAGAUGUGAAGUAUGGGAAAGCAGGCCGGCUUUCGAACUCAUCCCGUGUAGGAUGGCAUGCCUUAGGAACAUAGCAUUGUGGUAUGGAUGAUGAAUAUACUAUGUCUUACUAGUCUUAUCUACACGUCCAUGUAUCUGCUCAGUAAAUCCCAUGUUAUGGGGGAGGGGGGUGGGGGAUUUGUAGUGGGCUCUCGGGACUGGUUUGGAAAUGAUCUCGGGUUGGCAGGAGGAAGCGUACCUCCAUCUACAACCCUCGUGCUGCUAGUCAGCAAGGAACGGGGCUUUCAGUGAAGGGGGUGGGGGCAGGGGCUGGGAGAGGCUCUUGGUUUGGGUCACUGAACCUGAGAUUUUAACAAUACAAUUUGCUUAACUGAAAUGAAUAAAAAAAAGUUUUAAAAGAAAAAAAAAAAAAAA
Alligator mississippiensis (American alligator) is the source of this 4538-nucleotide messenger RNA. RefSeq names its product nicotinamide nucleotide adenylyltransferase 2 (gene NMNAT2). The transcript is spliced from 11 exons. The coding region runs from base 72 to 995 and encodes 307 amino acids. The record is from RefSeq and is a predicted model, not a curated record. Lineage: Eukaryota; Metazoa; Chordata; Crocodylia; Alligatoridae. Gene Ontology annotation, biological process: NAD+ biosynthetic process. Gene Ontology annotation, cellular component: Golgi apparatus. Gene Ontology annotation, molecular function: nicotinate-nucleotide adenylyltransferase activity; nicotinamide-nucleotide adenylyltransferase activity.